Messenger RNA from Lingula anatina, 575 nucleotides. Its product is annotated as extracellular sulfatase Sulf-1. Gene Ontology annotation, molecular function: N-acetylglucosamine-6-sulfatase activity; glycosaminoglycan binding. Lineage: Eukaryota; Metazoa; Brachiopoda; Lingulata; Lingulida; Lingulidae. The record is from RefSeq and is a predicted model, not a curated record.
UUGUUAUUGGCAAGGGCGAGGACUGCGUUUGUGAAGAUGCAAGCCUGAAUGAAUCCGUAGGCGAUAUUGUUGAAAAUACAGUGGUGCCUAGGCCAUCUAGAAAACCAAAAAAAGAAAGACGCAAAAAUCGCAAAAACAAUAAAAGGCACAGAAAGCGCAAGAACAAGGACGUCACGAGGGACUGUCACCAGUUUUCAAUGAAGUGUUUCACCCAUGACAACGACCACUGGCAGACCCCUCCACUGUGGAACCUGGGUCCAUUCUGUUUCUGCCCAAACUCCAACAAUAACACAUACUGGUGUAUACGGACCAUCAAUGAUUCUCACAAUUUCCUUUAUUGUGAAUUUAUAACAGGGUUUAUCAGCUAUUAUGACUUCAAUAGAGACCCUUAUCAGCUAAGAAAUGCUGUACAUGAUUUAGAAUACUGGACACUACAACAAUACCACAAGACAUUAAAUAGGCUAAGGGCAUGUGCAGGACCAAGGGAAUGUACUAUAAGAUCUGGACAAUAUACAGAAAAGAAAGAGAAAUCUGGAAGGCAUGGACGCCGCCCUCCGGCUAACCACCACCUAUAG